Messenger RNA from Lodderomyces pseudojiufengensis, 999 nucleotides. RefSeq lists its product as uncharacterized. The record is from RefSeq and is a predicted model, not a curated record. Bases 1 to 999 code for a protein of 332 amino acids. The transcript has a single exon. Lineage: Eukaryota; Fungi; Ascomycota; Pichiomycetes; Serinales; Debaryomycetaceae.
AUGGCGAAACAACAUCUGGAAUCUCUAGCACAAAGCACAGAAGAAACAUCUCGACGGAAUUCACCGACGGUGACCAAAGAAAUCGAAGAAGAAGAAGAUGAAGACGAAGAAGAGGAUGAAGAUUAUGAUCCAACAAAAAAACAAGCAGAUGAAGAAGACCAUAUCAGUGAAGAUGAUGAAUCAGAAACUGAAAGUACACCGAACUUACCUGAUUAUUCUAAAAUUGAAUCAAAUAUAUCUCAAGUUAAAACACGAUCUCAGAAAUUACAUGAAAAAGAAGUUAAAAAAUCAAAAUUUAUUGGAAAGUUUGAAGUUGCAUCUAAUGGUUUAGUUAAGAAUACUAGUUCUAUUGAUAUUGAUUCCAUAUUUAAUGAUUUGAAGGAAAAUAGAACGAUCAUCGAAGAUCAUAUGGAUAUCGAAAAAGACGAUCAAUCCAAUCAAGUAAUUCCCGAUACAAAUUCACUACCGUUACAAUCAUCAAACAAUGAAAAUCCUAUAUCAUCAUCAACAUCAGGUGAAAAACAAAUUCAAAUCCAAAUAAACUACACAUUUGCAGGUAAAUUAGUUACAGAAUCAAAAUUAGUUGACGCAAAUUCAGAAGAAGCAAAAGCAUAUUUAAAUUCAACUAAUGAUAUAACAUCCCAAAAUUCAACAAAUUUUAAAUAUAGAUCUGAAGUUCCAAUUACUAGAAAAGAUCCAAUAACAAAUGAAAAUUUAAAUUUAAGAAUAAAAUUAAAAAGACCGUCAUUAAUUAAUAAAUUUUUAAAAUUAAAUUCAAAUAAAGGUAUGAAAUUAUCAACAUUAGAAAAGUCAAGAUUAGAUUGGGCAAGUUUCUUAGAUAAAGAUUCUUUAAGUUCUGAUUUAAAAAAUUUUAAUCGUAGUGCUGGUUAUUUAAAUAAACAAGAUUUUUUAAAUAGAAUGGAAGCAAGAAAAGAUGAAAUUUAUCAAAAGGCAAAAGAAGAUGAUAAGAGAAGGCAAUUUCAAUUACAAGGUAAAUAG